Vicia villosa (hairy vetch) is the source of this 1194-nucleotide messenger RNA. RefSeq lists its product as uncharacterized. Lineage: Eukaryota; Viridiplantae; Streptophyta; Magnoliopsida; Fabales; Fabaceae. Bases 1 to 1194 code for a protein of 397 amino acids. The record is from RefSeq and is a predicted model, not a curated record. The transcript has 3 exons.
AUGGAUUCAGACGAUUCAGAUAAUUACGAUCAAGAAUUUUGGGAGUUGGUUGAAGAAGAAUUUAUGGACGACAAUGAUGAAGAACAAGAGGUUCAAAAUGAACUUCAAUCUGGAAGUUCCUCUAGGCCAAAGAGAAGAACAACGAUAGAUCGAGGUCGUGGAGAAGGGCAUAAUCGAUUGUUCAAUGACUAUUUCUCAGAAAAUCCAGUAUACAUAGAUGUUCAAUUCCGAAGAAGGUUCAGAAUGCAUAAGCAUGUAUUUCUUCGAAUUGUAGAUGCCCUUGGAAAUCAUGAUGAAUAUUUCCAAAUGAGGGUCGAUGCAACUGGUAAAAUGGGUCUUUCACCAUUGCAGAAAUGUACAUCUGCUAUUCGUAUGUUGGCGUAUGGGUCUACUGCUGACAUUGUAGACGAAUAUGUUCGAAUCGGUGAAAGCACUUCAAUUGAGUGCUUACAAAGAUUCGUUCAGGGCGUGAAUGCUGUAUUUGGGGCUGAGUAUUUGAGAAAGCCUAACAACACUGAUGUUGAACAUCUUUUACAAAUGGGAGAGUCACGUGGCUUUCCAAGUAUGUUGGGUUCCAUUGAUUGUAUGCAUUGGGAAUGGAAAAAUUGUCCUGUUGCAUGGAAAGGACAGUUUUGUCGAGGUGAUCAUGGUUCAAACAAUGACAUUAAUGUGCUAAAUCAAUCCAACGUGUUUAACGAUAUUUUGGAAGGACAUGCUCCCAAUGUGCAAUAUACAAUCAAUGGGACACCAUAUAACAUGGGGUAUUAUUUAGCAGAUGGUAUAUAUCCCGAGUGGGCUACAUUUGUCAAGACCAUUUCAAUACCACAGGGAGAAAAGAAAAAGUUAUUUGCUCAACAUCAAGAAUCAGCUAGAAAAGAUGUGGAGCGGGCAUUUGGAGUGCUUCAAUCUCGAUUUGCAAUUAUACGUGGCCUAGCACGUGCCUGGCACAUGGACACCCUCAAGCAUACCAUAUAUGCAUGCAUCAUAUUACACAACAUGAUUGUUGAAGACGAACGACAUACAUAUGGAGGUAAUUUUGAUUACUCUUAUGAUAAUGUGGAUGACAACAACUCAACAACCGAAACAUUUAGCGGUCCUCAUCCGAAUCUUGCAACAAGACUACAAAGAAGAGCAAGUAUUCGAGAAAAACAAGUUCAUCGUCAACUUCAAGGAGAUUUAGUCGAGUAUAUUUGA